AUGGCUUCUAGCCCAUUUCCCACAAAACUCAGCGACCUGAAAUUGAACGACUCUACGGAUAGCCCUUCAUUUUACGCUCAACUACGAUCCAUUAAGAAAUCCACCUUGUCCGUCCGCAAUCGCUUGACAUCGAUUGUCAUCGAUGCAAAAUUUGUCAAGAGUGUCUCGGACUUCUACCGGCUUCCACUAGUCGCUAAUGAACGAUGUGGGAGUUGGUACAUUGAUCCCCGCGACAAAGCUGGCAGCGCCUACUUCAAAAGCACCGAUGGUCAUCAUGGCAUAUGGAGUUUUUCUCUGAGAAGACUCAACCUGCAACUCUUGCCUAUCUUGGGACAGCACGGUGGAGCUGUUAUUGUCGAUUCGACCAGACGAGGGAAAAAUCUUCCAGACGCGUUUAGCAAGACUGUACCAAUCUGGGUUGCUGUCCUCAACCGCGCCUUGUUCCCGGAGUCGAAGGGAUAUCAUGGAUUUCAGGGUCCGCCUCCGCCAGAUGAUCUCGGAAAAUCAGAGAUUUCACAGAUCGAGGCCAAGCUUGAUGGCUUUGUUCAGGCUUUCUUAUCCUUGAACAUCGAUCCAAGUGUCCUGCGGGAACAGCUCAAAAGACCUAUCCGUGUUCACUGGGUGAUAAACACAGGGUUUGACCUUGAAAAAGUGGAUCUGCCUGACGAAACUCAAGAGGCAACAACUUCUACGCAUGAUCAUCGACUUGUUUUGUGCUCAGCGUCUCAUCGAGUGCAUGGCGCAGAAGUCUCAGAGGGCGGAUACAUUCAAGGAGCGGGCGAUGACAGCGAAGGGUGGUCCCACGGCCUAGAUCCUACAUUAUUUUGGAAACACCAAGACAACUUGAUGAUGACCUCGGAAGAGGAUCUCCCGGAUCUCAUCAAGGGGCUCCUUGCCGCGGAGGAUGCAAAACCGGUGCAGUACACGCUGAUUCAGCCUACGACACAGCUCUAUAUCGGCGCUGGGCCAGCCCUAGAACAAAGUGAAUUCCAUUUAAUUGUCAAUUGCCAGGGAAAAUCUCAAGACACGUCAUCCAAAGUACUCAAUCUCGAUUGUCGAGCGGGUAAACUGGGCAGCAAGGACCUCAGACAAAAACUCCCUUCUGCUGUCCAUGCCAUUUCGAAUCAAUUGCAAAAAGACCCGCAGAGUAGGAUCUUGGUGACCUGCACCAGCGGCCGGGACCUCAGUGCUGGUGUCGUUGCGACUGUGCUUUGUCUUCUAUUUUCAGAUGACGGCACACUCCAUAUAAAGGAUCGGGCGGUUGUCGUUGACAAACACCUCGUCAAGCAACGACUCGUAUGGAUCACCAGUUCCAAGUCAGAUGUCAAUCCUUCGAGAUCGACACUUCAAGCCGUCAAUACGUUCCUGAUGCCGCCCUGAGAGAAAGAAGGGAAUGAGAAUUAGG
This is a messenger RNA of Exophiala mesophila, 1405 nucleotides long. RefSeq lists its product as uncharacterized. Lineage: Eukaryota; Fungi; Ascomycota; Eurotiomycetes; Chaetothyriales; Herpotrichiellaceae. Gene Ontology annotation, molecular function: tRNA adenosine(64)-2'-O-ribosylphosphate transferase activity. The record is from RefSeq and is a predicted model, not a curated record. Gene Ontology annotation, cellular component: cytoplasm. Gene Ontology annotation, biological process: charged-tRNA amino acid modification. The transcript has a single exon. Bases 1 to 1380 code for a protein of 459 amino acids.